This is a messenger RNA of Ceratosolen solmsi marchali, 1045 nucleotides long. RefSeq names its product solute carrier family 25 member 51. Gene Ontology annotation, molecular function: NAD transmembrane transporter activity. The record is from RefSeq and is a predicted model, not a curated record. Lineage: Eukaryota; Metazoa; Arthropoda; Insecta; Hymenoptera; Agaonidae. Gene Ontology annotation, cellular component: mitochondrion. Bases 1 to 921 code for a protein of 306 amino acids. The transcript has 2 exons.
AUGAAUUGGAAAAAAUAUGAAGAUGGAUUUAUAUGUCCAACUGUUUUUGCAACUACUGAGAAUUUGGAUCAAAUAAGUAAACAAAAUAUUGAUUUACCCGCAUUAUUCAAGUUAAAUACAAACGAUGGCCGAGAAUUUCUGUGCGGUUGGGGAGCAGCUAUAAUUAAUGUUACCUUUACCUAUCCCAUAAAUAAAGUCAUAUUUCGUCAGAUCUUAGAAGGAGUACCAGCGACAACUGCAGCGCAGAAAUUAUCAGAUGAAGGAUUUAGACUUUUGUAUAGAGGAAUAUUUCCACCAUUGUGUCAAAAGACUUUGUCCUUGAGUUUAAUGUUUAGCUUAUACGAGGGUUGUAGGCAAAGGUUAUGUAUAUUGACUGAAAAUAAGACAUUCGCUAGAAUAUUUGCAGCUAAUUUUGCAGGCACAUGCGAAGCGAUAUUAAUGCCUUUAGAAAGAAUUCAAACGUUACUUCAAGACUGGAGAUAUCACAAAAGAUUCAAAAAUACACCACAUGCAUUCAGCACUAUUUUACGAGAAUACGGUGUGACAGAAUGUUAUAGAGGCUUAGUGCCAAUUAUCUGUAGAAAUGGCUUAUCAAAUUUAAUGUUUUUUUCAUUGAGGGAACAAUCAAAAGAAAUUAUGGGGCACGAUAAUUCUUUAUUAACUAAUUUUGUCAGUGGUGCGUUAAUAGGUGCGUUCACAAGUACAAUGUUUUAUCCAAUAAACGUUAUAAAAAUUCAUAUGCAAUCCAAAAUUGGUGUAGAAUUUGAGAGUGUUGUGAAAUGCGUUAGAGAUGUUUAUAUCGCUAGAGAUAGAAGUAUAAAAAGUUUUUAUAAAGGUGUUUAUCUCAAUUUUCUAAGAUCAUUUAUAAGUUGGGGUGUCAUUAAUGCUUCUUACGAUAUUCUUAAGAAAGUAUUAUUUUAAAAGAGCAUAUGAGUGUAAAUAAUUAACGUUGUAAUUACUGAAUUAUUUGUCAGAAUCAUUGUUGAAUUCUUGUAACAUAAGUAAUUUUAAUGUAUAUAGCUUGUUUACAAGAGCCAUUCACUAA